This is a messenger RNA of Aspergillus viridinutans, 1182 nucleotides long. Its product is annotated as acyl-CoA-binding domain-containing protein. Lineage: Eukaryota; Fungi; Ascomycota; Eurotiomycetes; Eurotiales; Aspergillaceae. The transcript has 4 exons. The record is from RefSeq and is a predicted model, not a curated record. Gene Ontology annotation, molecular function: fatty-acyl-CoA binding. The coding region runs from base 1 to 1182 and encodes 393 amino acids. Gene Ontology annotation, biological process: fatty acid metabolic process.
AUGUCGGACUCUGUGGAUCGAGUCUUCGUCCAUGCCCUCAAUACCGUCAAACGCAUCCCGCGGACGGGCACCGCGAGACCGCCUGCCGCCGAGAGAUUAAAGCUUUAUGGGUUGUACAAGCAGAGCAUGGAGGGCGAUGUGGAGGGCGUCAUGGACCGACCCGUCGGGAACACCGCAGACGUCUACGCGGAGUGUGAGAAAUGGGACGCAUGGUACGCCCAGCGCGGGCUCUCCCGCACCGAGGCCAAACGGCGCUACAUCUCCACCCUCAUCGACACAAUGCACCGCUACGCUUCGCAGACCCCCGAGGCGCGCGAGCUCGUCGCGGAGCUCGAGUUCGUCUGGGACCAGAUCAAGUCGAAUGCCUCGUCCUCCUCGUCGUCGAGCCCCAUGCAGAAUGUGGGCGUGCCGCCGCUACCCCAGCCGACCUAUGCGAGUAUCGGGGGCCGGUUGGCCCGUCCGAUCUACGAGGAUAUCAUUGCUACGGCGCGGGAUAAUCACAGUCGUGAGCGGAAUCGUGGAGAUACCAGGUUACGUGUCCUCAGUCCGGUGAGUCAGCCUGAUGGGCUGUAUGAGCGGCGCGGGAACAGGGACGUUGCGGAUGAGGAGGAGGUACAAGUACCAGAAGAUGAAGAUGAAGAGGACGAGGAGGAGGAGUACGAGGAGGCUCAGGACACCAUUUAUGAGGAUGAUGAUGACAAUGACAACAAUAACAACAACAGCAACAACCAAAGCCAACAGAACAGCCACAGAUUCGAUGAUGAUCCCGACGAGGCGCAGUCCCGAGGGCGAACGCGAGGGUUACAACCAGCAACAGCAGCAGGGGACAAGAAACACCGCGUUGUAAGCUCCGGCGAGCGCGACCACCGAUGGCGACGGAGGGUCGAGCAGGCCUUGACCAAGAUGACCGCCGAGAUCGCCGCGGUCCGCGAGCAGAUGGAGGCGCGGGCCCUGGCAAGCCGUCGCCGGUCUGCGCUCUGGACCUGGCUGAAGUGGAUUGUGUGGGUGACCUUGCGGCAGAUCAUCUUCGAUCUGGCAAUCUUGGGCAUGGUCCUGAUCUGGAUGCGGAUCAAGGGCGACCGACGCCUUGAGGAGAAGCUCAAGGUCGGGUGGUCCGAGGUGAAGACUCGACUGGCCAAACUCAAGUCCCUGCGACGGUUUCCCGGACUAGAUAUGUUCUGA